ACAAGCGGUCACACAGAUUUUUCUGAGCCACGGGACCCACCACCGGCCUUAGAAUAAUUAUUGUUUUGUAAUUAAACGGAAUUUUACGUCUUUAAAGUUUCAAACACACACACACAAACUGUGGGGCCAUCAUGUCAUGGGUCUCUGACUACCAGUACUCGUUGACGGAGAGAAUAGCGAUGCGUACGCUACGCAUCUGUGGCCAGAUACCACACCACGUCGCCUUUGUCAUGGACGGCAACCGGAGGUUCGCCCGCUCCCAGCAUAUCGACAAGAUCGAGGGUCAUUCGCGGGGCUUCGAAAAGCUGGCGGACUGCCUCCGCUGGUGCCUGGACGUGGGCGUACGCGAGGUAACCACGUUCGCCUUCAGCAUUGAGAACUUCAAGCGAUCCAGUGAGGAGGUCGAUGGUCUGUUUAAUCUGGCGCGGGAGAAGUUCGAUCGCCUGUUGCAGGAGACGGCACGGCUGGAGGAGCACGGUAUACGCAUACGGGUUAUAGGAAACAUAGAGCUGUUGCCGCCGGAUCUGCAGAAGUUGAUGGCCACUGCCAUGCUGAGCACUGAGCGCAAUGACAAACUCUUCCUGAAUGUGGCCUUUGCAUACACGUCACGGGACGAGAUCACACAGGCGGUGGAGACAGUCCUUCGGCAUGGCAACGAGGAUAUAGAACCGACAGACAUCAGCGAGCGGCUGCUGGAGGAAUGCCUCUACACACGGCACUCGCCGCCUCCGGAUCUGGUCUUCCGCACCUCCGGCGAGACCAGGCUGAGCGACUUCAUGAUGUGGCAGCUGAGCACAUCGGUGUUGUACUUUAGCAAUGUCCUGUGGCCACAGAUCACGUUCUGGCACUUUUUGGCCAGCAUUCUGGCCUACCAGCGCGACCGUUGGCAGCUGGACGACUUCCGGCGGAGGGAACGAAUGCAUAGCCUCCAAUUGGCCAAGACCGGCGACUUUUAUAGCGAGAGAGUGCAGAAAUUCCUAGCCACCAUUGAUGAGGAUAAGAGGAAACUGCUCGUUCGAGUGGCGGCCGCCAACUAAGGGCAGCAAAGUUGAUGUUUUGUGAUAUGAGUGGCAAAUAAAUCCGGGUAAAUACCACA
This is a messenger RNA of Drosophila serrata, 1096 nucleotides long. It is a transcript of the gene Dhdds, whose product is annotated as Dehydrodolichyl diphosphate synthase subunit. The record is from RefSeq and is a predicted model, not a curated record. Lineage: Eukaryota; Metazoa; Arthropoda; Insecta; Diptera; Drosophilidae. Gene Ontology annotation, cellular component: endoplasmic reticulum; dehydrodolichyl diphosphate synthase complex. Gene Ontology annotation, biological process: polyprenol biosynthetic process. Gene Ontology annotation, molecular function: ditrans,polycis-polyprenyl diphosphate synthase [(2E,6E)-farnesyl diphosphate specific] activity.